This is a messenger RNA of Zootermopsis nevadensis, 1362 nucleotides long. RefSeq names its product acidic mammalian chitinase. Gene Ontology annotation, cellular component: extracellular region. Lineage: Eukaryota; Metazoa; Arthropoda; Insecta; Blattodea; Termopsidae. Gene Ontology annotation, biological process: chitin catabolic process; carbohydrate metabolic process. Gene Ontology annotation, molecular function: chitin binding; chitinase activity. The record is from RefSeq and is a predicted model, not a curated record.
UGCAUUAAUAGUUUUCUGAUCCUAACGAAAAUGAGUUCUUGCCGAAUUAUUAGCUUUAGUUUGUUUCUGUUCGCGGUUUUCCAGGUUUCUCACCUCGCAGACGUGCAAAAUGAUGCGGUGGUGUUUUGCUACUAUGGAUCGUGGGCCACGUACCGCCCGGGCAUCGCACAGUUCAACGUCGAAAACAUUAACGCGUCGCUCUGCACGCACGUCGCCUACACGUUUAUGGGACUGAAAGAUGGCGUCAUCGUCUCUCUGGAUGAGUACAAUGACUUCGAAGAGAACUGGGGAAAAGGAUCGCUUAAAAAGUUGAGUGCUUUUGCAAAGAGCUCUGGCAUUAAAGCAGUCCUGGCCAUUGGCGGAUGGAAUGAAGGCUCAAUAACAUACUCCGAGGUGGCUGCGACGGAAAUCGGACGAAACAAGUUUUCGGACAGCGUCGUCGCCUUUGCGCAGAAAUUUAACUUUGACGGAGUGGACUUGGACUGGGAGUACCCGACCCAACGUGGUGGAUCUCCUCACGACAAGGAAAACUUCUCAUUGUUGCUUAAGACGCUGUCAGAAAAGUUACAUGCCGAAGGGCUGACGCUGACCGUCGCCGUGUGCGCUGAUCCCGUCAUGGCGGAGGAGAGCUACGAUUUCGAAGAAGUCGCACGGAACGUCGAUUACAUCUCCCUCAUGGCCUUCGACUACCACACGGCUUCAUCGGGCAAGGUGACAGGCCUGAACUCUGGUCUGCACGCACUUUCGUCGGAGACUGGUGACGACGCCAAACUGAACGCGGAGUACAGUGUGAAUCAGUGGCUCGAUGGGGGAGUUCCUCCAAGCAAGCUGCUCCUGGGCAUACCGCUGUAUGGUCGAACAUACAUCCUUGCAGACCCCGAACAACACGGGCUGGGUGCCCCUACCAUCGGUAAUGGCGUCAGUGGACCAUACACACAAGAGCCUGGAUUCCUCUCGUACUACGAGAUAUGCAAGGAAACAGAGUGGAAUAUCGUGAGGAACGAUCAAGAAGGAUACGUGUAUGCUCACUAUGACGACAACUGGGUCAGCUACGAUGACAUCUCUGCUGUCGCAGCAAAGGCUCAGUUUGUGAAAGACAAGCGUUUGGCUGGAAUAAUGACAUGGGCACUGGAAUCCGAAGACUUCCGUAACACCUGUGGUGAGGGCGCAAAUCCCCUUCUCACAACAGCCAAUAAGGUGCUAGGACGGCUGUAAUGUGACACUGACAUCAUCACCUUCUAGAACACUUCAUAUACUUUUUCUUAAUCAUGUUUGUAUAAAUCUUGACACACAAUGCUAUCUAUUUACUACUCAUGUCUGUAGCAACUCUCUACAAAUGAAUAAAGCACCUACAACGUUCAA